Messenger RNA from Phalaenopsis equestris, 686 nucleotides. RefSeq lists its product as uncharacterized. Lineage: Eukaryota; Viridiplantae; Streptophyta; Magnoliopsida; Asparagales; Orchidaceae. The record is from RefSeq and is a predicted model, not a curated record. Bases 92 to 586 code for a protein of 164 amino acids. The transcript has a single exon.
CCCUUCGUACUCCAUCGCGACUUGCGAGUAAGGUAAACAAGAAACCCUAAUUUCGCUUUCUGGCUUUCCAUCCCCUUCGCUGAAGGCAGUAAUGCAUCGAAUCUCUAGCUCUAUCCUCCAGAGAUCCAUUACCCUCAGCCUUUUUCAGCGUUCAUCGACACACUCACCUCAAUUUCUACCCAAAUUUCUUCCCUCCAUCUCCAACACUUGUUCCUCUCUCACAAAGCCCUUUUCGCCCUACCAAAUCUCUAGCCUCUGCUCUCUCACGAUCAACCCUAGAGUGCCGAAUCCUCAUCUUCUCCGCGGCUUCUGCAGCAACCCGCCGAUCGAUUAUGGCAAAGAAGUAGACGAAAUAAACCUCAAGUUCGCAGAAGCUCGGGAGGAGAUCGACGCGGCGUUGGAGUCAAAGGAAACGGUAUACUUCGACGAGGAGGCCGAGUGUGCUCGCGAGGCUGUCAAGUCCGUGUUCGACAUGUUCGAGGGCUUGCUUGCUAGGUUGCCGGAGAGUGGUAGAUCGGCCCUGCAACGGUCCAUGGGGCUUAAGAUGGAGCAGCUUAAGGCUGAGCUCAAGCAGCUUGAUGAUUGAUUGAUUAAGGUUUGCAUUCUUGUUCUUGUAAGUUUCAGAGGAUCAUGGCGGUUCAAGAGGAUUCUAGCAGGCUGCUAUGUUACUGAUUCAUGGCUUCCUG